UAGUUUCCAAGAUGGCGUCCUUGUCAACGAAAUUUAUUACGGAGCUUAUUUUAAACUGUGAUCUGCGUCUAGAAUCUGUGACUUGAUUCACUGUUUGGCUUUUUGUGAUGGCGUAUAUGAAGCCACAUAAACCAUCGGCAAGUAAGUCAGGAAACAGUUCGUCCAAUGUGGCACUUGCUGCUGUUGCUCUUCAAGACCACAUGACUCGUUCUCUGUCCCUCAAAGACCCAUUCAAGAAAAAGAAAAUUAACCACAGUCUUCCAGCAGCAGCUAGAAAUAAAAAAACAAACAAGGCAGUGGUAAAUACUUCUAAAGAAGGUGAUGACAAAGAAGAAUAUGUUCUUGAUCCAAAACCAGCGCCCCUUACAUUGGCUCAGAAACUUGGCCUUGUUGAAGCUCCAGAACUCCUCCUUUCUGACAAAGAGUGGAGGAAAAUCAAGGAGACGUCAAAUGCAAGACAAGACUCAUCUCAACCAUGUGUGAUAUGCAAAGAAGACUUUGGUCUACAACAACAGGUUUUGUUAUCAUGCACCCAUGUUUUUCACAGGACCUGCCUUGAAGCAUUUGAGAGGUUUUCUGGUCGUAAAUCUUGCCCCAUGUGUAGAAAAGAGCAGUAUCAAAGACGGAUUAUCCAUGAAGGCGCUAAGGAGUAUAGGAUAAAAUGUGCAACAAGAAUCCAAGCAGCUUGGCGUGGUUACAUUGUUCGGCAGUGGUACAAAAAGCUAAGGCAGACAGUCCCUCCCAAAGAUCCAAAACUCAGAAAGAAGUUUUAUGAAGACAAGUUUCAAAGCAUAACUGAUCGCCUUGUGCAGUCUAUGGAAGCCCGAAAUCAAAGUGUUGAUGAUCUGCUUCUGGAGAUUGACCAAUCCAUUGCCGUCAGCCGUCACACAAUGAGGCAAUUGGACGGAGAAACUGGGGAAACAUUGGCAGAGACAGACUGGGAUCAGGUUCAACUUCAGGCAGUACAAAGAUGUGUGACUGACUGUCCAAUUUGUAUUAUGCCGCUUACUGACCAAGGACUAUACAAAAAGAACUCUUCAUCACGGCCCACUGUUUUGCUGUCGUGUUCACACGUGUUUCACGCCACCUGUCUCGAGGCGUUCGAAGAAUUCUCCUUGGACAAACGACGUGUGUGUCCCGUCUGUAGGUCUCUUUACCGCAAGAAGAUACUGUAGUAAAAGCACAGAAA
This is a messenger RNA of Orbicella faveolata, 1189 nucleotides long. RefSeq names its product RING finger protein 32-like. Gene Ontology annotation, molecular function: protein binding. NCBI's taxonomy places the organism in Eukaryota, Metazoa, Cnidaria, Anthozoa, Scleractinia, Merulinidae. The record is from RefSeq and is a predicted model, not a curated record.